Brienomyrus brachyistius is the source of this 3134-nucleotide messenger RNA. It is a transcript of the gene f9b, whose product is annotated as coagulation factor IXb. The record is from RefSeq and is a predicted model, not a curated record. The transcript is spliced from 8 exons. Gene Ontology annotation, molecular function: calcium ion binding; serine-type endopeptidase activity. Gene Ontology annotation, cellular component: extracellular region. The coding region runs from base 305 to 1885 and encodes 526 amino acids. Lineage: Eukaryota; Metazoa; Chordata; Actinopteri; Osteoglossiformes; Mormyridae. Gene Ontology annotation, biological process: proteolysis; blood coagulation.
AACCUACAGCUCUGCAACAUUUGACUGUAGCAUACAGUAAUAUGCAGACGUAGAUUACUUUUUUGAAGUACUGUGCUAACAUUUGUGGUACAUAAAGUUUGAAGUCUGAAUAGUCUAUCUAGUGGCAGAGCUGAACCAAACGCAGAUUUCCGUGAAGAGCACUUAGUAUGCUUCUGCAACACAAACACGGCUGGCUGUGUAACCUCUGAGCCAAUCAAACGCAAACAUCCCGCUGCACUUUGCCACGGCCGGCCAAACGUCUGCAGUCACUGACGUCUUGUUGACAGCAUUUCACCGGAGUAGGAUGGCGAGGAUCCACUUACCACUCAUCGUCUGUCUGCUGCCACUGGACGUCUGGAUCAGCUGCGAUGCCUCUGUGUUCCCAGUGGUUCCCAGGGACACAGCAGAGUCUUUCUUAAAGAGACAGAAGCGGUACAAUACAGGAGGAUUCGAGGAAUUCAUGCAAGGCAAUCUGGAGCGCGAGUGCCAUGAGGAGACGUGCAGCUUCGAGGAGGCCAGGGAGGUCUUCGAGAAUGGAGAGAAGACAAGGGAGUUUUGGAUCAGCUACAGAGAUGGGGACCAGUGUGUGUCCUCUCCGUGUCAGAAUGGGGCAGAGUGCAAAGACGCUAUAAGUUCUUACGUAUGUUGGUGUCCUGUUGGCUUCGGUGGGAAAAACUGCGAGAUAGAGUCUAUGAGGCAGUGCGAUAUGAACAACGGGGGCUGCAUGCAUUUCUGCAAGCCUGAUAAAUUCCGAGGGGCAGUGUGCGAAUGUGCAGCAGGGUAUAAGUUAGCGGGGGACGGAUGGACCUGCGAUCCUGAAGGAGACUUUCCCUGUGGCAGACUCGCAGUUAAUGUCAUUUCAGCUUUAUCUAGUCGGUCUGCACAGGCCGACCUCCCAGAAGAAAACCUUAACGAUACUAUGAAUAAUUCUCCACUGUUGCCUAAACAAACCGGGCAUGUUGACGGCACUACCAACCAUUCCGCAAUUAAUAAUGUCACCUGGAAGACAACUGUUAGCGAGCUGCCCUCCUGGGUUUUCUCCCCCACCUUGCCCACCAUCCAGGAAGAGGUGGCCACAGGCAAACGCAUCGUUGGGGGAAAUGAGGUGACUCCUGGAGAGAUCCCUUGGCAGGUGGCACUGAUUGACAAUAACAAACGGGUGAUUUUCUGCGGAGGAUCCAUCCUCAGUGAGCAGUGGGUCAUCACAGCUGCCCACUGCCUGGAGAAGAUCACUAUAGACUCUUUCUUCGUCCGAGUGGGGGAGCACAAUGUGCACAAACACGAAGGCACCGAGCACGACUACGAGAUUGCCGAGUGGCACGUGCACGUCGGCUACAACGCCAGCAAGAGCAGGUUCAACCACGACAUAGCCCUGCUGCGGCUGAAGACGGCCAUCGCGUUCUCGGAUUUCAUCCUCCCGGUCUGCCUCGGGCCCAAGAAGUUCACCGAGGCGGUGCUGGAGAGCGGGGUCAGCUCGCUGGUGAGUGGCUGGGGAAGGGUGCGCUUUGCGGGGGUGGAGUCUCCCGUGCUGCAGAAGGUGGAGGUGCCGUACGUGCAGCGAACCGUGUGCAAGGACAGCAGCAGCAGUCACAUCAGCCGCUUCAUGUUCUGCGCGGGAUACCUACACGAGCACAAGGACGCCUGUCAGGGAGACAGCGGGGGGCCACACGCUACCAAGUACCGGAACACCUGGUUCCUGACCGGCAUCGUAAGCUGGGGGGAGGAAUGUGCCAAAGAUGGAAAGUUUGGCGUCUACACCCACGUGUCUUACUACUACCACUGGAUCAGCUGUAUCACUGGCAUGAAGAGGGGCCAAAACCACCAGGACGACAAAGCUGCCGGCCAACAUCCGUCGUGCAAUUUCCUGAAGAGGAGCCUUCGGUGAGAAGGUACACACACUGGGAAUGAAAGUUUGUGAAGCCUCUUUAAAGUUUCUGUCUUACUGUUUCCAGUGUUUAAUCCUCAUGAUUGUGGCUCGUGAUCAAAGAAUUUCUGACAGGUUUAAUUUGGACAGCAUGCUACAGUGGAGGCAGGCUAACAAAACUGUGCUUUUCCAUACGCGCCAAAUGCUGGAAUAAUUGGCAAAAAAAAAAAAAUUAGCUAAGUACUGUAUAAACCUAUUAACCGGGGAGGCUGAUUAACGGGCUGCAGAAGUUACCCACACAUAGAACUCCAUUAAGGUGUUUAAUAUAAUUAAAUUGCAUCACUAUUGUAUUGUUUGAUAAAUAUUGGAUCAGAAUGUGCUUUAUACUGUCUUAUUUACAAUCUAGAUAAUAUAUUUAACACAUAUACAUUUUUCCGCUAAACAAAUGUGUUGUUGCCAGUUGGCAUAAAGUGGUUAAACCUCUCAGGGCACAUUGUGAAUCACUUAUCCAUAAUACUGCUAUUCCAGAGCUUAAAAAUAGUAGUUUUGUGCCGUGUACAGAGCCAGUACUUUUCAUUUACAGCCAUUGAAAGUACCAGUACAAUACAUACUUUAUGAAAUUAACAGCCAGGAAUGAGUGCGGCGUGACACUGUCAUACUCUAAUAAGAAAAGUAAAAGAAAAAUAGGAAAAAAAAAGAUUAUAAAACAUUUGGCACCACAUGUAUUGACAUACAUUUUAUGUAAAUAUCCCUCUAUACAUAGUUAUGGCACAUGACACGACCAUAAACAUUUCAUGAGAGUAUUUGAGUUCUGUAAGAGACAUAAUUCAUAUCUAACACUGUUUCUGACAAGUUCUUGUUUGGAGAUGAUUAACUUGUUUGGAGAUGAUUUUAUUUGCAUAAACAGCCUAAAAUAGGUCCAUCCUGCUUUGGAAGGGCCUGUUUUGGGGUGUUCUGUCCGUAAAAGGAGAAGCCUGUUAUAAGAAGAGUUAUAAGCCAUUAUAAGAAUCCCCAGUGUUUAACAGGCAGAGUGGUAAUUAUAGGGUAGCCAGGUAUGAUGUAAGGACUGUUUUCCACAUGUGCUUAAGACUAAAAGUCGCCUGAAAUGUCGAAUUAGCGAACCCACUAGAUAGCGCUCCGCUCUGUUUAAGACUGAUUAGGAUCAGGACGUUUGGAAUGUUUGUGCCAUCCCUGCAUGUGUGAUGAGUUCUAUACACAGGCCUCCUCUGGCUACAGUACAAGGUAAUAAAGGUGAUGAAUGUUUCCAGAA